This is a messenger RNA of Plutella xylostella (diamondback moth), 1575 nucleotides long. Its product is annotated as UPAR/Ly6 domain-containing protein crok. Lineage: Eukaryota; Metazoa; Arthropoda; Insecta; Lepidoptera; Plutellidae. The record is from RefSeq and is a predicted model, not a curated record. Gene Ontology annotation, biological process: positive regulation of voltage-gated potassium channel activity; sleep; regulation of synaptic transmission, cholinergic.
UGGUGUGCUGUUUGCUGUUCUGAAUUCAGUCGUGUGGUGAACGCGAGCGGGCGCGGCAGAGGAAUCCAGUUUGUUCUGCCUAAUUUCUGAACGGACGAUGGCGCUGCCGCUGGGAUAUCUGUGCUUUUUGGCGGUGCUGUGCAGUUUCUUCCAUGAAGGGCUGGCCAUCAACUGCUACCAAUGCAACAGCCACAACGACUCCCGCUGCCUGCUGCAGAAGCUGCCCGACUCGCUGCGGCUCCCGUGCGGGCCCAAGGAGACCAUGUGCAGGAAGAUCAAGCAGGUGGUGGAGUUCGAGAUGAACGGGAUGCCGCCCGACAGCAGGAUCAUCAGGGGCUGCGGCUGGGACGAGAGCAGCUAUAAGGGUCGCUGCUACCAGCGCGCCGGGUACGGGGGUCGCCAGGAAGUCUGCUCUUGUCUCGAGGACGGCUGCAACUCGGCGACCCUGCCCGUGGGAGCCACCUUGCUCAUGCUGGUCUCCGCGGCACUGCUGAGGAUCUGGUAGAUUGGUGGCGGGGUGGGCGGGUUCUGUAAUGCUACUUGGAAAUCUUGGCUGGUGUUUUUAGUUGUGUGGUGUAAGGCGUUUGUAGUAAGGUUUGGUAAGCUUUUGGUCGUGCUCAUAUUGGUAGUGUAAUCACCAGGUUUAGGCUUAGCGUUGCAGCUUGCUAAGUUUAAGUACGCAACGAGAUUGAAUAUAAAGAUGUGUUAGAGAAUACCUUAUUAAUUUAAAUGUGUAAAUGGCUGAUGUAAGUUGACACAUUUUUGUUCUAAUUUAAAAAAAUAUAAAACAAGAAUAGAUAAUUUAUCAGAGAGUACAGGUAGAAAUUACAGAAACCGACGUAAUUAGAGAAAAACAAAACUACUGUGAGGUAGAUUAGGAUAACGAUGUAUAGAUGUGAGUGUGUACCUAAAUUAGGUUUCUAAUUUAUUGAAAAUGUGGAAAUCUAAAGUAUGUGAGUAAUUGAGCACAAACUCUAGAACAAAGUAGACUAGACCACCUAUUAUUUAAGACCUGAAAAAUGUUAAAUGCGAUUAUAAUAAUGCACAAGGUAAAAUCACAAGACAACGUAGGAAUUUAAAAAACGUAAAUUGUUGUGCUUGCUGAAAUUGUUAAUAAAAUCGACUGACAAUACAAAUAAUACUUAUAAUAAGACCGUCAGUCUUUCGAUCAUAGCUUAAUACUUAUUUAAUACUCGUAAGUGUUGCAUAAUUGAGAGUUUAUCGCAAAUCAAAUGGAUUAGUGUGUACAUGUUAAAUUAUUUAGUGUACAGAGUCACUGCCGAUUGUAAAUAGAUGUUAAUCGUGUUAGAACGUUUUUGUUAGUAUGUCAUAGUCACUGUACAUUAUGUGCAAUCAACAUAAUAGAUAACUAUACAGCCCUAGGGCAACAAUAUUGAAAGAUCUAUGAAAUGAGGGUUCCUCAACAUUCGUCAGUAGAGUUUAGUAUAAAAGUGUAAGCAGUGGGGGUGGAAUCUUAUCUAUUUUGUUAACUGUACCUACAUGUAUGUACCAUGUGUACGGCUUGUUAUUGAGUUUGUUAUGUGCGACUGUAUUUAUAUUAAAUAUUUUUUCUUU